This is a messenger RNA of Sabethes cyaneus, 981 nucleotides long. Its product is annotated as gastrula zinc finger protein XlCGF8.2DB-like. Gene Ontology annotation, molecular function: DNA-binding transcription factor activity, RNA polymerase II-specific; RNA polymerase II cis-regulatory region sequence-specific DNA binding. Lineage: Eukaryota; Metazoa; Arthropoda; Insecta; Diptera; Culicidae. Gene Ontology annotation, biological process: regulation of transcription by RNA polymerase II. Gene Ontology annotation, cellular component: nucleus. Bases 1 to 981 code for a protein of 326 amino acids. The transcript has a single exon. The record is from RefSeq and is a predicted model, not a curated record.
AUGGCGGCUUCUGUUGAUGGCCGGACAGGUUUCCACGCUACAGAACAGUCUUUGGAGCUGGACGAAAGCAAACCUAUGACGAAGUGCGAAAUUUGCGGAAAGCUCGUUACUGUCAAAAACUACAGGAGGCACAAGAAGGCCCACAUCGACGGACGUUUAUUCGAGUGCGAGACGUGCGGCAAAAACUUCAACAGAGCCGGCAACUUGAAGAGCCACAAGAUAAGCCAUUCGGGGAAAAAGCAAUUCAAAUGUGAAAUCUGUGACAGAGAUUUCUUCCGCAAGGAACAGUUAGCCCGACACCUUAAAAUGCACGGUUCGGAACGUCCGCAUAAAUGCUCGAUUUGUGGAAAAGGGUUCUUAUUUCUGCACCCGCUGCUAAGCCACAUGAUUUAUCACAGCGAUGAGCGACCGUUUAGCUGCGACAUCUGUGGCCUUUCGUAUAAGAUGGCUUCUUCUCUGAAAGCCCACAAGAAGACCCACGCGUAUCUCGAACAGAAGCCGUUCAAAUGUAACCUGUGCGAUACACAGUAUGUCCACAAAAGUAACCUGAGGGUGCACAUGAAGCUACAUUCGGAAGGACGAUGUUUGAAAUGUACCCAUUGUAAAGUGAAGUUUUCCUCUCAUGAAAGUCUAAAAGAGCACACCUGCAAAGAGCGACCGUUCAAGUGUACGGAUUGUGGGAAAACAUUUGUGGCCGUUAAAUACCUAACAAACCACCAUCGAACGGUACACAAGGAUAACAAACUGUACGAAUGUUCGUUCUGCGAACGAAGCUUCCGGUGGCGCUAUAAUCUUAGCAAGCACAUGAAGGUGCACUCCGACAGGCAACUGUACGGAUGUAGCUAUUGUGACUGUCACUUUGCACAGCAAGCGGAAGCAGACGAGCAUGAAGCUCGGCACAAGCAAAAGGGGCAAACGCCAACGACGUCGUUACAAUCAGUAGCGUUGCCCGUUGACGGAAAUAGCUCGAUCACGGGAUGA